This is a messenger RNA of Macrobrachium nipponense, 897 nucleotides long. RefSeq lists its product as uncharacterized. The record is from RefSeq and is a predicted model, not a curated record. Gene Ontology annotation, molecular function: nucleic acid binding. The transcript has a single exon. NCBI's taxonomy places the organism in Eukaryota, Metazoa, Arthropoda, Malacostraca, Decapoda, Palaemonidae. Bases 1 to 897 code for a protein of 298 amino acids. Gene Ontology annotation, biological process: DNA integration.
AUGAAUACCAUCGAGAUCAUGCGGCGGGUAUUUGCUCAGCAUGGGGUUUGUGUAGAGCUCGUGUCUGAUAAUGGAAGACAGUUUGUGGCUGAGGAAUUUAAAGAGUUCAUGACCCAAAAUGGUGUAAAGCAUAUACUGAUACCCGCUUAUCACCCAAGCAGUAAUGGGCAGGCCGAAAAUACGAUAAGAACAUUCAAACAAGGAAUGAAAAGGGCGAUGAGAACAUUGCAAUCGUGUAAUACAUCUUUAAAUACCAAAUCGUGUCAAUUUCUACUGACUUACCGAACUACACCUCACUGUACAACAAAGCGCACGUCUGUGGAGCUCAUGGGUCGGCAGUUACGCACUCGCCUUGAUUUACUACACCAGUAUGCAUCUCAGCGAAUUGAAAGAAAAGCCUCAGAGAACGAGAAACCAAUGAGGGAACUCGAUAUAGGGGACGUGGUACUGGUUCGGGAUUAUCGUCAAAAUACCAAGAAGGGCAUAUGGACUCGAGGAGUUGUGGUUCUUAAAUUGGGUCCAUGCACAUACAAUGUACAAGUGGACGGUAACUUAAUAUGGAAGAGGCAUAUUGAUCAAAUGAGACUGAUCUCCAAUGAUUCUCAAGAUAACAAAAAUGAACUUUUAGCACGUGAUUUUUCAGAGUUGGUCAGCUAUCCAGACCCAUUACCAAGAGAGUUCAUAAAUACUCGUGAAGAGUUAGGCGAUGCAGUUGCAGGUGCAGAGAAGAAUGAAAUCCCAAAUGUAGAAGAAAAGGAGGCGGCAGCUGCAGAAAAAAUAUUGGGAAAUGAAAAUGGUAAUACUUCUGAUGACUCACCUGAUAGUUCGAUAUCUGAAUUACCAAAACUUCGAAGGUCUACCAGACAAAGUAGACCACCUGACUAUUUUAGAAUGUAA